CUAUUUUUUCGCGCACAUGCCGUCUCCACCUCGUCUCGUCGUCUGCUCCAUUUCUAAUCUUACCUAAACCUGCUUGCUCUACCACUACAACAUCCCCUCUGUGGUAUGAGAGAGGAGAGGUCGGACAUGUCGGAGGACGAGGACGGUGGAGGAGGAGUGGAGCAGAAGGAGCGCUGGGGGCCGUCUCAUGGCGGCGGCGGCGGCGGCUGCGGUUCCGCUAAGAGCCGGGGUGGAGUCUGGACGGAUCCGCCGCCGCCCUUCUCCGACCAGGUGCUGGAGAACGUGCUCGAGAAUGUCCUCCAGUUCCUGGUGUGUCGCCGGGACCGGAACGCCGCGUCGCUGGUCUGCCGGUCGUGGUACCGGGCGGAGGCCCAGACCCGGGGCGAGCUCUUCAUCGGCAACUGCUACGCCGUCUCCCCCCGGCGGGCGACCGAUCGGUUCCGCCGCGUCCGGUCGGUCGUCCUCAAGGGCAAGCCCCGGUUCGCUGAUUUCAGCCUGGUGCCCCUCGGCUGGGGCGCCCACUUCUCACCCUGGGCCUCCGCCAUGGCCACCGCCUACCCCUGGCUCGAGAGGAUCUGCCUCAAGCGGAUGUCCAUCGCCGACUACGACCUCUCCCUCCUCGCCUUCUCCUUCCCCUUCUUCAAGGAUCUCACCCUCAUCUGCUGCGACGGGUUCGGCACCCUCGGCCUAGCUGUCAUCGCCGAGAAGUGCAGGCAUCUGCGGGUGCUAGAUCUGAUAGAGGCCUAUUUGGAGGAAGAAGAGGAGGAUGAGGUCGUGGAUUGGGUUUCCAAGUUCCCACAGACAACAACGAGCUUGGAGACACUCGGGUUCGAUUGUGUGGUCUCCACAGUCAAUUUCGAGGCAUUGGAGGCGCUCGUCGCCCGAUCUCCUGCCCUCCGGCAGCUGCGGGUGAAUCACCAUGUCACCGUAGACCAGCUCUUCCGUCUCAUGGUGCGGGCGCCCCAGCUCACCCACCUUGGCACAGGGUCCUUCGGACACCCUGCAGCCCUGGCUCUACAAGGAGACGUAAUGGAGCAUGACGCUGAUCUCGUAUCUGCCUUUGCUGCCUCCAAGUCGAUAGUCUCUCUCUCAGGCUUCCGCGAUGUUGCAUCUCAGUACCUCCCUGCUAUUUACCCAGUCUGUGCCAAUCUCACUACCCUCAACUGUAGCUUCGCCGAGAUAACUGCUGAUGAGCUGAAGCCCGUGAUCCACCAUUGCCAUAAUCUUCAGAAAUUCUGGGUUCUUGACACGGUGCGUGAUGAGGGGCUUCAAGCAGUGGCAGCCACAUGUAAGGACCUCCGAGAGCUGAGGGUGUUCCCUUUAAAUGCAACAGAGGACUCCGAGGGGUUUGUCUCAGAUGUUGGUCUUGCAGCUAUUUCUCAGGGUUGCCGGAGGCUCCGAUCAAUUCUAUAUUUCUGCCAGCAGAUGACUAAUAAGGCAGUUAUAACAAUGUCCAAGAAUUGCCAGGAACUCGUUGUGUUUCGCCUUUGUAUCAUGGGUCGCCACCUCCCUGACCACCUUACCAAGGAGCCCAUGGAUGAGGGAUUUGGGGCUAUAGUGAUGAAUUGCAAGAAGCUAACUAGGCUUGCAGUUUCGGGGUUGCUCACCGACAAGGCAUUUGGGUAUAUUGGAAAAUAUGGGAAGUCAAUAAGAACUUUAUCUGUUGCUUUUGCAGGGGACAGUGACGUGGGGCUAAGGUAUGUGCUCGAAGGGUGCCCCAAAUUGCAGAAGCUUGAGAUCAGGGAUAGCCCUUUUGGGGAUCCAGCACUCCUCUCGGGGAUUCACCAAUACUAUAAUAUGAGGUUCUUGUGGAUGAAUUCGUGCAAGCUGUCUAUUAGGGGUUGCAACGAUGUAGCUCAGAGGUUGCCUCGCUUGAUCGUUGAAGUGAUUAGAGAUCGGCCUGAAGCUGAUGAUGAGACUGUCGAGAAAUUAUACAUGUAUCGUUCCCUAGCAGGGCCAAGAAAUGAUGCACCGCCUUUUGUGAUGAUCUUAUAGUGUGAUCCUUUCCACUUAAACUGCUAUCAGGAGGAAGGAAAAAAUUGCAAUCGUCUUCUGAUUCCAUGGAGGAGCAUACUCUGCGUAGGGCAGCUGGUUCCGACCAAUGCAUAAAGGUUGAUCUGAUGGCUGGCCUUCAUGAUACCUAAGACAAUCCUCUUUCUCUUCAUUCCAUGGGAAGAUAGUUCCAGUAUAUCCUCUGCCCCGCAUCCAUUUUCUACUUGUUUGGGUUGCUGAAACAACAUUUCAUUGGAGGAUCACCGAAAUUUCAUAUUCUUUUUCGGUGGAGGUUUUUAUUUCUAUUGCACAUUUGAUAGUCCGAUCAAACAGAUGGCAGAAGGGGAGAUUAGCGUGAGGAUGUUGUAUAAGUAGGCUGUUGCUUGUAGGCCAUUUUCCUAGCACUCAAUUUUGUUUUAAGAGAGAGAGAGAUUACAUGACCGACCACUUCGACUGGUUUUCAGAUGGAAGCUGACCCUUAAAAAUCCUGACCGAAGACUAUUUAUGGCCUCCCAUUCUGUAUGCACAUGACACCAUUCAGGGACUGGUUUAAAGGUCAGGAGGUGAAAUCUGAAACUCCGAAAGAGUCCUUAUUUUAUGUAGGAGUUUUAGCUUAUCAGUGAACAGUAUAAGCAUGAGUGCUUAUUAUUUCAUCUGGUGCUUUUAUUGUUUGGGCAUAUAAACAUAAACAUGAUCUCUAGGACUUGGAAGUUUGUAAUUUUUAACUUUUCCCUUGAUAUAUUACUAUUUCAUUGGCAUAAUGAAUGCAGUGGCCAUAGGGCAUUCAACUGUUGUA
Molecule: messenger RNA, 2788 nt
Organism: Musa acuminata subsp. malaccensis (wild Malaysian banana)
Lineage: Eukaryota; Viridiplantae; Streptophyta; Magnoliopsida; Zingiberales; Musaceae
Product: transport inhibitor response 1-like protein
Biological process (GO): SCF-dependent proteasomal ubiquitin-dependent protein catabolic process
Cellular component (GO): SCF ubiquitin ligase complex
Source: RefSeq, a predicted model, not a curated record